Molecule: messenger RNA, 1836 nt
Organism: Scatophagus argus
Lineage: Eukaryota; Metazoa; Chordata; Actinopteri; Scatophagidae
Gene: trdmt1
Product: tRNA aspartic acid methyltransferase 1
Exons: 11
Coding region: 688-1608 (306 amino acids)
Molecular function (GO): methyltransferase activity
Source: RefSeq, a predicted model, not a curated record
AAUAAACUAUAUGUUGAAUAUGAAUUUGAAUGAUAGUGUGCUAUCAAGCCAAAUUCCUAAAUAUUUGCAUGACUCAGAGUAAUAGGAGCCAUUUAAAGUUUUAAUGGAAAGUUAGAGUCACUGUUGGAGGUGGAGAAAACCACAGACCUGGACUUUUCUUUAAAACCAGUUUGUAACUAAGGAGUGAUAUUUGAAAAGAAUCAAAAGAAGAAGAUGGAUCAGGGUCUGGGGUGGACCUGGAACACAUAAAAAUUGUUACUGAUGACAAAAAAUUGUGCCAUCAGCUAAAAAAAAUGGUCAGUAAAGUAAGUAUUAAGUAUUAUGUCUUUUGUGUAUAGUAACUAAACAGCAGUGGACCAAGGAGGAUAGACUCCUGUGGUAACCCGAAAUGAUUUUUCAUUGUAUUUGCAAUUGUUAAUCCAUGCAGACCUUCUGUCUGCUCACUGAGCUUGCUUUUAGUGCUCCCAAAGAAGUGAUCAGGGCAAACAUGAUUCCUCUGUGUGGACAGGAUGCUGCCUUACACUUCCUGCAUUCAAAGAGAGUGGCAUACCUUUCCAGAUAGUGGCUGCCAUUGACAUAAACACCACAGCCAAUCAAAUCUACAGACACAAUUUUCCUGACACCCCCCUCUGGAACAAGACCAUUGAGGGCAUAACAUUAGAUGAAUUAAAUAAAUUAUCUUUUGACAUGAUUUUGAUGAGCCCUCCUUGCCAGCCUUUCACCAGGAUAGGACUGAAGGGUGACGUUGCUGACCCCAGAACCAAGAGCUUCCUCUACAUCCUUGAUCUUCUUCCAAGGUUGUGCAGGCUGCCUCACUUCAUCUUGAUGGAGAAUGUAAAAGGCUUUGAGUGCUCCACUGCCAGGGAACAUUUUGUGAAGACACUGACGGAAUGUGGAUACAGUUUUCAGGAGAUCAUGGUCUCACCCACAAGUGUUGGGAUCCCAAAUUCACGACUGCGUUAUUACUUGAUUGCUAAGUUCUCAACAAAAAAGAUUUUAGAUGCCUUUCCACAUCCUGCUGAGAGUAAUCCCCCUGAGAAGUCUACAGUCUUGACUCCUCCCUGCCCUGGUACCUGUCAGCCACAAGAGAACAUGGAGGGGGUUCAUGUCCUUUAUAAACUGGAAACAACAAUGGAUCUCCAGAGGAAGAUGAAUCAGAACAAUGAUAUCUGUGUCAGGCAGAUCCAAGACUUCUUGGAGCCACAGAUGGAAGUAAACAUGGAAGACUAUCUUGUUCCUCCUAAAACAUUGCUGCGAUAUGCUCUGAUCUUGGACAUUGUUCAGCCCACAUGCAGGCGGUCUGUCUGCUUUACCAAAGGCUAUGGGCGGUAUGUGGAGGGAACUGGUUCAGUACUAAAGUGCAACAUGGAAACAGAGGUAGAGACUGUGUUUAGAGGUCUGGACCAGUACUCGGACGAGGAGAAACUCCAGAGGCUGUUGGAACUUAAGCUCCGUUAUUUUACUCCCAGAGAAGUUGCCAACCUCAUGGGUUUCCCUCCAAGCUUCUCCUUUCCCGACAAGAUCCCUACCAAGCAGCAGUACAAAGUUCUGGGAAACAGCCUCAAUGUUGUGGUGGUGGCAAGACUCCUACAGCUGCUGGUUUCUUAGCGCUUCGGACACGCUGGAGGAGAAAACCAUCUUAUUUAUCAUUGUAGAUUAUAUUGUGUUAUGUUUAGAAGUGUAUCAUCUGGAUUUUGUUGGGGAUGUAACAGUUGCCUACUUUCUUAGAUGUCACUUCAAACAGUGCAUGUCUUUUGGCAGAACUUGAAUAUGUUUUUUUUUUUAUGAGUACAUUUGUAGAAUUUCUAAUAAUCAAAAUAAAAACCUAAAAUGGAA